AUAUAAGUUACAUGGGCCGUGCUCUAGGCUGAACCGGGAGGGCAAAAGCCCAUCCAAGCCCAGCUAGCCACCCGCUUUCCUUUCUCGAAUUUCGAAUUGGACUGCUGCGAGCGAGAUCAGACGAGACGGCAAUCCCCAAUCCCACUCCUCCGCCACCGCCAUGGACGACCAGGACCUCGACGACGCGGCGCUCUGGGCCUCCGUCGACACGGCCGUCGCCGAGGCCUCGCGCCGGGCGCUGCCCAGGCCGCCGCCCUCCCCCGCCGUCUCCCUGUGGCCCGCCCCCGACGACGACCCCCACCGCGGCGAGGUGCUGCAGCCCGCCCGCCCCUUCAAGCUCCCGCGCGUCACCGCCUCCCACGGCCGCGGCCGCGGCCGCGCCACGCCGCCCCCGCCCCCGCCGUCGCCCUCGUCUCCCCCGCCCUACAUGGCGCCCGACGCCUCCAGGCCGCUGAUGCUCGUCCAGAGCCCGCACCCCGAGCUGCCCUGGGUGACGGAGCCCGGCGCGGCGGGGAGCCCCGUCGCCGCCGCGCCGCACGGCCUCUUCCCCUCCGCCGCCGCGUCCGUCGCCAGCUUCAGGAAGUACCAGGAGGUAGCCGUCUCGAUUCUAGAUAAAAGUGACUACACCGUGAUCAGUGGGAAUCCAUACAUAAAAAAGUCAGGGUGGAGAAAAAUAUCAUGCUUCUACAAUAUCUCAUUUGAAAUCAAGGACCACUCUAUUGAAUUUGAUGACAGCCACAACGUCAACCGUGCUGAAUUUCUUGUCAGAGCGUCUAUGCAAAGUGGCAGGUUCUCAGAUGGCUGGGGUUCAUGUGAUCGGCGAGAAAAGAGAUUCAACAAGCCAAACCAUGAUAUCCCCAGCACAGCUGAAACCAGAGCUAAGAACAAAGCUUGUCAGGAUCUUCUUGGCAUCGGCCAUAACCGUCCAGGAUGAGCGAGGCGUUGGUCCAAGAUCUGACUGAGACACUAAGCAACUCUUCUGUCCUGGUGAACUGAAGACCGUAUAUACACUGUAAGCUCAAGACUGUAAACAGCGAGGUACAAGUGCCUUAACGCAGGACCAGGGAUGAUAGAACCAUCAGAUGUGAGCUCACUCGUUUUCAGAUGCUUCGAGAAAGCGCGUCGUGUGCCGGUCGUUGCGUUGCUGACUGUAUAUUCCCCAUUAGCAGCAAAGUUUCAGUGGCAGGCAUGAGAAUGUCAACUGCUACCUCAGCCACUGUGGAUCUCUGUAGACUCUAGAUUCUAGUUUUUGGAUCUCAGUUUAGCACGCGUGGGAGAUCACAACCAGAUGGUAGUUGCACAUGGGAAGGGUCUGGCUUCACGUUUUGGUUGUCAUGCUGUUCUUCGGCACGGAUGCACGAUGCCCGGUGAAUCAGAUGGUAGGGCUGUGCCGGCUGUCGAUUGUUUCAGUUGUUUGGACGCGUCCCUUCAGAGAUGCAGUGGGUAUAUGAUGCACAUUUCUUCUGUCAUUUUAUUUGUGUGAGAGGACAUCUUGUAGAUUUCAGUAUCAUCCUCUGAAACGUCGGAAUAGAUUUCAGUCAAAUCAA
This is a messenger RNA of Aegilops tauschii subsp. strangulata, 1547 nucleotides long. RefSeq lists its product as uncharacterized. NCBI's taxonomy places the organism in Eukaryota, Viridiplantae, Streptophyta, Magnoliopsida, Poales, Poaceae. The record is from RefSeq and is a predicted model, not a curated record.